Molecule: messenger RNA, 1445 nt
Organism: Blepharisma stoltei
Lineage: Eukaryota; Ciliophora; Heterotrichea; Heterotrichida; Blepharismidae
Source: the annotation of a GenBank genome assembly
AUGAGCUCUAUAAAUCGAUUUAAAAAAAACGCAUGCACUUGCAAAUUUUCUAAAUGCAAUCAAGAAGCUGAAUUCUCUUGCAAAUGUUCAGAAUCAUUUUGAUGCAAAAAUCAUAUUAAAACUCAUCAAAUUUCUUCAACAAAAGUGCAUUUAGUAAAUUCACUGCUUAUUGGUGUUUAUGAUUUAACCAAAAAGGCAAUUAUGAAGGUCUUAGCAAAAGAAAGAUCCAAACUUCGUGAAAUGAAUACUAAAAUCCAGGAAUUUAUAUCUGAAAAUAAUUUUAGUUUUAAAGCAAUAUUGAGCGUAACCUUGAAAGAAAUCACAAAUAAUAUCAUUUUAAUUGAUCAAAUUUGUGUUGAACUUAUGAAAACUAAAAAAAUACACAAAUUCGAAAAAAAAGCUUUUCUGAAAGCUUUGAUUCUAAGUCCGCAGGAAGGAAUAAGAGUAAUCAAAAAAUUGUUGAAUUGAAAUUGAAGCUUCGAAAAUGAUGAUUUCUAUAUCACUACUCUUAAGACAUUAAAAAGUAAGCAAAUCGAAAUUCAAGAAUUUGAAAACUGAAUUUUAAGCUUAGAAACCUUUGCCAGGGAUGAUGAUAUAGAGACUAUCAAUAAAUCAUUAAAAGAUGAAAUCGAUUUAAAAUUCAAUUUAAACUUCAAUACAGACAAAUUGUUGAUUUAUUUGUGCAUAAGUGAAAAAAUCAAAUCAAGUUACCAGGAAUACUUACUCCCUUCUGUGAAAAAAAAAAUUAUAUAUAAGUAAUUAUUAUGUCAUGAAAUAUCUAGCUAAUCCUGUUGAAUUUUAAAAAAUAUAAAAUUUAUUAAAAAAAAUGAAUUAAUAAUCCAUAAGUUAACAAAAUUUUUGUUCGCUCACAGAGGGGUUAGUUAGAAAGAUAUGAAAAUAUUAAUAGAGUAUUGAAAAGAUAUAUAGACAAUCUAAGCUAUGAUACAAACAAUUUAUAUCAUAUAAAUUUCAAAGAUGAUAUCACUGGAUUGUGGACUAUUAAUAUCGAGACUAGACUAAAAGAAUGACAAAAACUUCCAACUCCAUAUAUAAUGGGUUAUCGAGACUGCGCUGUGAAGCUUCCAAACUCUGAGCUGUUUUGCUUUGGGGGCUCUAAUAUUAAUACUGGCGCUGCUUAUAUACUAGACCUUCAAUCUUGAACUAUUCGAAAAUAUUUACCUUCUACAAAUCCACGUAUCCACUCAGGAGGAAUUUUCUAUAAAAAUGCUGUUUAUGUUUUUGGAGGACAAGAUCGCAACUCUUUUGACUGCCGCGAUGUAGAAAAAUUUGAUUUAGAGAAGAAUAAAUGGGUAAAGCUCCCACCUAUGAUAAGCCCAUCACAUAAUUGUUCUUGCGCAAUUUUAAAAAAAUAAAAAUUUUUUUUUGUGGCGAUAGUAAUAGAAAACUAUAUAGAUACGAUUUAUUUAUUGAGAGCUGUUCAUUAA